CUUGUCGUGGACGCGUCCCAAUAAGUAUGCGUGGCCACUUCGCCACUAGCGGGCCUCUCCUCAGCACGAUCAGCACAACUCUUCUUUCUAGUCUAGUAGAGAGAUAGAGAAAGGGUCUCUCCCAAUGUCAGAUCAGUCGCGACAGUCUCCACGAUCUCCACUCGUCAUGACUUCACCCAGCCGUCCCUCACCACUCUCGCGACCCCACUGGCCAUGGUCGACCUAUACCCAUAGGUCCUCUUCAUCCUCAAGCUCUGUCCAUAGUAAUCCCUAUAGCUCAACCCCUACUCCGGUUAGCUGGGAGUCUAGAAACGUUGUAACCAAUCCCAGUCCUAUCCUGGUGUCAACUUCCGGCAAUGGCAAGCGCAACACGGGCCCUUCAGGCUCAUUACACUAUACUGUGUUAGAAGAGUCUACCACGAGGCAAUGGUCAUUCAGCGCAUUCGAGUGGAUCGUCCGAGAUGUUCGUAGAUUGAGAGACUUCGUCGAGGCUCCAGAAGCAACAGAUCAGACUGACGAGUCUGACGAACCUGCUACACCCGAUGCAGGCUAUUUUGAGAUAUUAAGGGAAUCACCUGUUAUUGGUGACGGCAAGUUCAAGUUGGAGAUAGCGAAGACGCCUAUUCUCGAAAACCCAGAAGAGAUCCCAGCACCAGCUAUGAAGGCUCAAACUCAGACGUUGUCGCUUUACAUUACAUCGCUGAUGGUGGACUUCCCGCAUACGGAGUAUGAGAUGUCAACUUCACUCUUCGCUGCUAUCAAGUGCCAGGACGAUAAAGUGGGAGAACGUGGAGCACGUCCUGACUGGGCAUGGGAGUACUGGCAUGACGGAUGGGUGUUUAGGCAUGAAAGCGAAGUAUGGGAAUGUCCAUUACCACCCCUUUCGUCUUUGCUCGAGAAUCCGAGAAUUAAGGAGACCGAUUCAUUUGUAAUAUGUGUACAAAUGCACUCACCAACGGGGCCUUUCUUCCCUCAGCAACCAUCGGCAUACUAUGUGCCUCGUGAUCUGCUAGAAGGCCUUGAAGCAUCACUGGACAACCCUAACACCGGAGAUGUUCAAUUCAUUUGUUUGGAACGCCAGGAAGCGCGAGAAGAAUUGCGAGAGCAGCAGACCUCACCGCCUAUCACUGCAGAGACCCUGAGUGCAUCUUCAACUUCUCAGCUGUUGCUCCCGCGUGCGACAGCGCGAAAGCGAGUAAUCUAUGCGCAUUCUGACAUCCUCAUCCGUCGCUCGGAUUACUUUGCCACCAUGCUCAGCUCGUCCUUCUCCGAGAAUACCGCAGGAAUCGUCUAUCCCGGAGAACGCAAGAUCUACACAGUUGUCGUCGAAGAAGCCGACUUUAUCACCAUAUACUGGCUGUUGAAGUUCGUAUAUGCUAAUUGGGUUUUAUUUCGCAAGGAUGACGACCCUAGAGAAGCUGUCGAUGGCAUCGGAGCCGGCUGGAGUGCCCGUGGGCUCGGUACCUCUGAUAAUGUGGACGAAUGGGGAUGGAAGACAUUGUCGAAAGGCACGGCUCUCGAUGCAUCAAACUCUGGAGGAGCGAGCGAUACGCGCAGCGUGACCAGCGCAGGAAGUGUUCAAUCCAAUGGGGCCGGUAGUGGGAAGUCCGCCGACAAAGAGAAGCAAGUCAAACCAGCGCCAAUCACGCAAACUCCUCCUUCUAGGACCCCCUCUUCAGCGAAAGGAACGCCAGUGUCUUCGCGCGUGAGUACCUCUCAGUCUCGCCGUUCUGGGCCCUCUUCGGGCGCUGGUGGGCCACCGACUCCUUCCGUCUCUAGCUCGAACGCUGUAUCGACGUCCCGGAUGAUGAAGCCGGUCCCUGUACCUAUUUCGCCCCCGGCAGGUGCCUAUGCAUCUUCGUCCCACCACUCGAUGUCUCCGCGCCAGCCCCGCCAACGGUCUCACCCGCCGAUGGCAUCGACCACUGACCCGCACGCCCACCCCACUUCCCCGCCCCCGCCCGCAUCGGCCCUGUCGAUGUACCAGAUCGCUCACAGAUACGGGAUGCCUGGCCUGGCCACUCUGGCCCUGGAGCACAUCAUGUCGACAAUUACACCUCAGUCCAGUUUUGCCAUCUUGCUGGCGGCGGCUACGUGGGAGGAACUGCACAGCCUUGUUGAGGACUAUGUCGUCGAAAAGUGGGACGAUGUGUCCGUAUCCAAUGAAUUCGAACGGUGCUGCCAGGAAGUAGCAAGCGGAGAAUGGGGCCCUGCUGGAGGUAAGACCAUGAUGGCCUUAUUCAGGCGUCUGCGCUCUCCGAGUGCCGCGACGUGAUUGGUUUUGAGUCUCUUGUCUCUUCUCUUUUGUCUAAUAAGCGUUCCUGUGAUUUUCAUGUCUGUAUUAUAUAUGGAGCGUAGAUUCCAGUUAGCGCCCUGCAAAUUGAUACAUUGUAGAUACUAUGACGUCCACUACCGUUGUAUACAUGGUUUCCAAGCCGGGCGCAUCAGCAUGCAAUGGAAGCAAUAUCUGUGUCAAGACC
This is a messenger RNA of Laetiporus sulphureus 93-53, 2480 nucleotides long. RefSeq lists its product as uncharacterized. The transcript is spliced from 7 exons. The record is from RefSeq and is a predicted model, not a curated record. Gene Ontology annotation, molecular function: ubiquitin protein ligase binding. Bases 125 to 2275 code for a protein of 716 amino acids. Gene Ontology annotation, cellular component: cytoplasm. NCBI's taxonomy places the organism in Eukaryota, Fungi, Basidiomycota, Agaricomycetes, Polyporales, Laetiporaceae. Gene Ontology annotation, biological process: proteasome-mediated ubiquitin-dependent protein catabolic process; regulation of proteolysis.